Lutra lutra (Eurasian river otter) is the source of this 2520-nucleotide messenger RNA. It is a transcript of the gene ZNF566, whose product is annotated as zinc finger protein 566. Gene Ontology annotation, biological process: negative regulation of transcription by RNA polymerase II. Gene Ontology annotation, molecular function: DNA-binding transcription repressor activity, RNA polymerase II-specific. Lineage: Eukaryota; Metazoa; Chordata; Mammalia; Carnivora; Mustelidae. The record is from RefSeq and is a predicted model, not a curated record. Bases 215 to 1552 code for a protein of 445 amino acids. The transcript is spliced from 5 exons.
UCCUCUUCCUGAGCCCGUAUCCUGGGGAUAAUACGGUGGGCCGGAGAAGGAGCCCGAUUUCAAACACGUCGGAGUGGCCUUCCUUGGAAGCCACUGCCUAAGGCUGAACCAGGCUCUGCGUGGCCUCCGGUGCGCGGUCCCAUGAGGGGGAGCAAUCCUUUAAGCAAGCGGGGCUGCAGCUAACCCUUGAUAGAAAACCAGGCGGCCGGGAGCCAUGUUGCUCGCCACAGCUUUGCCCUUUUCCAAGAGGAGCCCAGAGGACGACCGGCCUUUUUCUACAAAUACCAAAGCCAUGGCUCAGGAGUCAGUGAUGUUCAGUGAUGUGUCCAUAGACUUCUCUCAGGAGGAGUGGGAAUGCCUGAAUGAUGAUCAGAGAGAUUUAUACAGAGAUGUGAUGUUGGAGAAUUACAGCCACCUGGUUUCAAUGGCAGGACAUUCUGUUUCUAAACCAGAUGUGAUCUCCUUCUUGGAGCAGGGGAAGGAGCCCUGGUUGGUUGACAGAGAGCUAACAAGAGACCAGUGGCCAGUCCUGGAAUCAAGAUGUGAGACCAAGAAAUUAUUUCUGAAGAAGGAAAUUUAUGAAAUAGAGUCAGCGCAGUGGGAAAUAAUGGAAAGACUUACAAGACAUGACCUUCAGUGCUCUAGUUUCAGAGAUGAUUGGGAAUGUAAUGGCCAGUUUGAGAAACAACAUGGCUCUCAGGAGGGACACUUCAGUCAACUGAUACUCACCCAUGAAGGAAUGCCCACUUUCAGUCAGCAUCCAUCCUUUACAUUACAGCAAAUCAUUAAUAAUAAAGAGAAAUAUUGUGCAACUAAGGAAUAUAGGAAAACCUUUAGACAUGACUCACAACUUAGUACACAUCAGAUCAUUCAUACCAUUGAGAAACCCUAUGAAUGCAAGGAAUGUGGAAAGGCCUUUAGACAUCCCUCAAGACUCAGUCAUCAUCAGAAAAUUCAUACUGGCAAGAAACCCUUUGAAUGUAAGGAAUGUGGGAAAACAUUUAUUUGUGGUUCAGACCUUACUCGACAUCACAGAAUUCACACUGGUGAGAAACCGUAUGAAUGCAAGGAAUGUGGAAAGGCCUUUAGUAGUGGCUCAAACUUCACUCGACAUCAGAGAAUUCACACUGGUGAAAAGCCCUAUGAAUGUAAAGAAUGUGGGAAGGCUUUUAGUAGUGGCUCAAACUUUACUCAACAUCAGAGAAUUCAUACAGGGGAGAAACCCUAUGAAUGUAAGGAAUGUGGCAAUGCCUUUAGUCAGAGCUCACAACUUAUUAAACAUCAGAGAAUUCAUACAGGUGAGAAACCCUAUGAAUGUAAGGAAUGUGAAAAGGCUUUUCGUUCUGGUUCAGACCUUACUCGACAUCAGAGAAUUCAUACUGGUGAGAAGCCCUAUGAAUGUAAGAUAUGUGGGAAAGCCUAUUCUCAGAGUUCACAACUUAUUAGUCAUCAUAGAAUUCAUAGUGGUGAGAAACCAUAUGAAUAUAGGGAAUGUGGAAAGACCUUUAAUUAUGGCUCACAACUUAUUCAACAUCAAAAUUUGUACUGGUGAUAAACCAUAGAAUGUAUGAAAUCUGUAGGAAGGCUUUUAAUUACAGCUCAAAACUAUUCAAUAUUAGAGAACUUACCUUGAUAAUAAUCCCUUUAAAUAGGACAAUGUAGAAACAUCUUAAUUUGUUGACUCUAGCUUAUUCAACCUGAGAAAAAUCAUGUAGGAGAAACAUCCUAUGAGUAGAAUAUAUUUUGGAAGCCCUUUGAUAAAAGCAUAUAUUUCUUUUGACAUUAGAUAAUUCAAGCUAGCAAAUACUGAAAGUUAUAGCACUUUUGACACCUUUUUAACCUUAUUUUAAGCCUCAGAAUUCAUGUUAAAUAUAAUCCUAAUUUUCAUUUUCCCCUAAUUUGUCUAUAGUUGCUAUGUUCUUAAUAUUUUAACCCAUCUUAAAUUAUGUGACUGUGAAGUUCAGUUUCUUUACAUCACAGUUUGUAAGACACCUUUAAGACCUGAAAGAAGUGAUCUCUUUAUUCUAAGAUGGCUUAUUCUUUUUGUUAUUUACAAAACUUAGGCUUUCUUCUUGUAAAACAUCGAUGAACAACUUUCAACAGAGUAAGGAGAGAUCUUUUCAUAGCUUCCUAGUGUUUCCUUAUGUUGCUGUGAUACCAUUUUAUCAAAUUCCUAUUGAUAGACAUUGUAGUUUCCCAGCUAUUUUGCCAUUAUUCAUGGUGUCUUGAUGGAAAUCCCCCCUAGGCAUAUCUUUGUAUCAUGUAUUUUAAUUGCAGAAAUAAUGCAUAAACAUUUUCCUUUUAAAAGAUUUAAAAAUUGCAAAUAAGGCAAACAUACCCAUGGACUACCAUCCUUGUACCCUUUCCCCAUUCUGAAGGAUAGUCAUUAUGUGUUUGGUAUUUAUCCUUCCUGAGCAUUUUUCUGUUUUUAUACAUAUUUGUCUCAAUAGAAAUUAUAAAAUGGGAAUAAUUACACCUACCUCAAAAUUUUGUGUGAGGAUCAAAUAAAGACACAUAAAG